Molecule: messenger RNA, 4259 nt
Organism: Ictalurus furcatus (blue catfish)
Lineage: Eukaryota; Metazoa; Chordata; Actinopteri; Siluriformes; Ictaluridae
Gene: otulinb
Product: OTU deubiquitinase with linear linkage specificity b
Exons: 9
Coding region: 1523-2824 (433 amino acids)
Biological process (GO): protein linear deubiquitination
Cellular component (GO): cytoplasm
Molecular function (GO): cysteine-type deubiquitinase activity
Source: RefSeq, a predicted model, not a curated record
ACAGCUAUCAUUUGAAAGUACAGUUAUCAACAGCAAAAGAAAUAUCAUGGUGUUUUAUAAAGAACACAUGAUAAAUUUAUAUAAAAGGAUUCGAAAACAACAUAACCCUAACUUUGGCAUAAACAGUACAUAGACAAUUAUUCAUUAUAGCCAAAGUGCCAUGAGGAUGGUGACAAAUACAAUGAAAACGAUGCAAGGAGCAAGACCAAGAAAAGCAAAAAAAGAAGGUGUGUAAUUAGUAGUACACAAUGAUUGUAUAUAUGGGUGGAUGUUGUAACAGAGACUCAAAAGUGAUGUCAAAAUGUUUUCCCUUGUACUGGCUGGCUGCAGCUACACUUUUAACCCCGGCUGUCCUCUUAUUAGUGAAAAGACCCAAAAUUACAUUUUAAGUUCCACAGUUCCACAAAUUAUUUUCCGUUCAGCUGACCUUGGUAUCUCCACCAAUAUUUUUCCUUAUAAUAAUGCAUCUUAUACGAGUUAUUUGGUUAUAAAUAAAAGGGCAUAGUUGAUGAGGUGAUGGACAGUUUUGAACAUGACAGUUGAGUCUCAUAAACGUGCUCGUAUUCUCCAAUACACACCUGAAGCUCUUGACAGUUCUGUAACAAAGACAUGUCUUGUUCUGCUGUUGACUGUUCUGACAGACCCUCAGCGGGGAGUUCUUUGCAGUUUUUCCUGGUAUGUUUAUCAUUUUUGAUGUCUAAGCUAGCUCUUUGUACUGAUAUUAUAACUAGCAAACCAAUAUGAGUGAAACACUAUGGCAGCUAACUACAUUUCAUAAUAAUCUACAAUUUAAUGUAUGACCAUAGGAAACACUCGAAGUAGCUUUGUUUAGCUAGUUUAGACAGUCACUCCUUUUUUAAACAAACUCCAGAAGAGGUUGACUGGAGCAUUUCUCUGUUGGAUAAGUGGGUAAGUUAUGGGUAAGUUACUCGGUGGGUAAUUUAUGGCAGGUGUUAGAGCUAGAUGAAAAUCAUGGUAGGCAGCGAUGAGUUUUUUCUCAAAAAAUAGGUUGUGCUGAGUGUAAAUGUUUAAUGCAGUUUACCAGUAUAUUUUUAGUUGGUACCUCAUAUUGGCUACUUAUACUUACAUUACUUAGAUUAAGAUGAUGGACAAACCAUGUUUAACCAAUGUACCAUAUUACGUUCCUGUUCAGGCAAUAUCUUCCAGUGUACACUUUCAUCUACAGUUUCCAUCACCAAUAUGGUAUCUACUGCGCAUGCUCUGGCUCCAAGGUCUCUACUGCGCAUGCGCUGGCUCCAAGGUCUCUACUGCGCAUGCUCUGGCUCCAGUAUUCCCAAGAUGGCGACUCCCAAGUCGACCAAAAAAGGCUGUAAAAGCGCACAGUGGAAGUAAAUGGCGCCAUGAUGUCAACUCAUAUAUAUACCGUUACAGAUUUUGACCAAAAAAGGCUACAAAACCGCACAGUAGGAGAAAAAAAAUGACGCUAUGAAGUCCACUCAAAUAUACACGGUCAUAGCUGCAGCUUGUUAAGGUGUAGGAGAGAUGCUGUGUGCUCUGCAACAUGCGUCCCGCUGAACCAGGUGCGAAAGAUGGACGCCAUUGCAAGACUAACAAAACCAAAAACAACCGGGGAGCUGUAGCUGAGUGUCCUCCUGAAUCUUGCAGCGAGAGCAAAAAAUCCAAAACAGUAGGAUUAUCUCUCAAGAAGCCCGGUCAAACCGUUCCAGCUACUGCCAGUGAAAAGGAUGCUUGUCCGUCUAAACAUGGAAAAAGCAAAGAGAUGACUUUCAGUAUGCAAGCAGCUCCUGAGCAAGAAGCCAAGUCUUCAAAUCAAGAUCGUCAUCUGUGCAAGCGUCCAGAGGAGAUGUCGACAGCGGUGGAUAACAGUGAGGAGGAUCUGUACAGGGCAGCAGAGGAAAUAGAGCAGGAAAGACAGGAGAAGCAGCUGUCACAUGCAGCUUCAGUGCCUAGUUCUGAGGACCAGACCAGCGUGUCAGCUCCUGAGGGUCUGCUAUCCUACAGUCAGAGAGAAUGGAAAGGAAAUACCACCAAAAGCCACCUUAUCAGAAAAGGGUAUGAAGCAAUAGCUCAAAAGUUUGAGAGUCUGCGCAGAGUACGAGGUGAUAACUACUGCGCUCUAAGGGCAACCCUCUUUCAGCUCUUCAGCCAGUCUUACAUACUCAGUAACUGGCUCCAAAAUGCAGAAAUUGUUCAGCUGGAGUGUGUGCAAGAUUUAGUGGAAGAAUGGAGGUUUCCUUUCGGGAGCAGAGAUGAAGGAGGAGCAGUGGAACAGUUGGAACAUUGUCUAAAUCUCCUGAGAGUCAGGUGGCAGGAGGCAGUUCAGUGUGAGAGCCCAGCGGAGCGGGAACGUUUUUGCCAGCAACUGUUUGUGGGGGGCCGUGAAGAAUAUGAGCUGCUGGAGGCCCUGAAGUUCUUGAUGCUGAAGACAGUUAUUCAGCUGCACUCGGCCAUGAAGAAGGGCUCCAGUGUGCCUGAGUUCUGCUGGCUUCUUUUUGCCCGUGACACCUCCAAAUGUCCCAGGAGCUUCCUCAUUAAUCAUCUCAGACAUGUGGGUUUCAGCGGAGGUCUGGAACAGGUGGAGAUGUUUCUGCUCGGCUACUCGCUACAGCAUACGCUUCAGGCCUAUCGGCUCUACAAGACAGAUACAGAGGAGUUCAUCACCUACUACCCAGAUGACCACAUGACGGAGUGGCCUUGCCUUAGCCUGGUCACCGAGGACGAUCGACACUAUAACGUGCCAGUCCCUAAACAGCCCAAACUGCAAUCCACAAAACCUGACAAGUCAAUCAGGCCCAAAUGGAACUUGCCUUCAAAUGGAACAGGAAAAACUACACUUCUAUAGAGAAAAUCUGAUGACAAUGACACAGCCUCCAAACGUCUGGAGGCUUUAUUAUGUCAGAUGAUUUUCAGCCACAGACCUUCCAUCCUUUAUGCAUUUUGCAUAGAAUUCAGCAUUGGCGUGAGCUGAGGAGUCUUCUGGGGUUUUUUCCUCCAGUAUAAAUGACAGAUAAGCCAAUCAAUAUGUGAAUCUAGGCAGACUGACUGACAGUUGCACAGAUAUUUUGAUCUCUCUGAUAUUAGCUGACACCUUGGAAGUCCCACCCCUUCCCCUUAUCUCACAUUAGUAAUCUCUUGUUUCCUCUUGAUUUUCCGGUUUGAAAGAUGCACUGUGCAGGGCCCUCACUUUUUCUGUCAGGGUAAACGGAGCGUGUUUUCAUGCGGGGGAAAAAGAUCUAUUAAUGUAUGUUCGACUCUGCUAACAUUUAGACUUUUUUUUGUAUAUAGGCUAGUUAACGUCAUUAAUCAUUAUAUUUAGUAGGGAUUCCACUGAAAGAGGCACUUGUUUAUGGAAUUCAAUUCGUGCCAAAUGUACUGAACGUAAACCUUUCAAGAAAUAAACAGAAAUAUGCUGUGAGAAAGAAUAAAAACACCUCCAAGCAUGUAAGUAUAAACUUACUUCAAGUAAAAACAAGGAGUGCACAACAGCGAACAUUACAGGCUAGCUGAGAAAAGUGUCUGCAGACAAUGCUGGGUGUGAAAACGGCUCUUAACCGGUAUGUUCUUGACAAUCAGCUGCCGUUGCUUAUUGGCAAUGAGGGAGUCUGACGUAAUAAAGACAAAAGCGUACUGUAUUACGCACUUUUAUACAGGUGUUUUCUGUGACCGCAGACCUACUCAGUCCAAGGUAAUUAACAUAACAAGCUAAUGAACUUCGUUUAAAAUCCGCUAACGUUAUAAACACCAAGCCUCGUAGACUAAUGAAACAUGUACAGCGCUAAAUAGAAUGUUCAGUAACAGUUGCGAUCAAUACUAAACGCCAGUUCAGACCAGACCUAAUUCAAUUCAGUUAAUAUUUGAUUCCGUGCUUUUUUUCUUUCUUUCUUUUCUUUCACACAUGGCUUUUACACUAGGCCGUUAAUUAUUAAAGAUUUCGCAGAUAGUAUCUCUCUCGCAUGAACUGUAAACUUAUCUACGCAUAACUGAUAACUGAACGCUGGAAUUCCCGAAACCAAUUCAAAAUCAGAGUGCACUGUUGCGCAUUCUGCCGUCAGUGGUUCGUAUGGAAACGCACUUGAAACACGUCCAGUAACUGCACUGUUUAGCGGUGAGGGACAAAAGGACAUGUACUCGGUCUAAAAAAUGGUAAUGAUGCCCACACAAAAAAACUGAUGGUGUGAGUGAUCACCUCAUCCACCUCACCUUCUACCCCUCUAGUCCGCCACCAAAAGCACCCAUAGAACCCCUGUGUGUGUGUGUGUGUGUGUGUGUGUAUAUGU